Toxoplasma gondii ME49 is the source of this 6495-nucleotide messenger RNA. RefSeq names its product transporter, major facilitator family protein. The record is from RefSeq and is a predicted model, not a curated record. The coding region runs from base 1922 to 3721 and encodes 599 amino acids. The transcript has a single exon. NCBI's taxonomy places the organism in Eukaryota, Apicomplexa, Conoidasida, Eucoccidiorida, Sarcocystidae.
GGAUCAUGCUUGGAUUAGCACUGAUAAUCGCAGUAGAUUUCCACAAUGACAAGAAACAGCUUCAUUGUGAGUUGCUUCCUCGCCUUUAUGCUCACGAAUGCAUAUGAAGUAACUGCUGCUGCGUCCGAUGUGGAGCCAAGGUUUAAACUGCCACCGGCAUCUCAUUCUUCUGUAGUCUUCGUGUUCCAGACUGGGGCGUGCUGUACACAUCUGUCGAUUAUUUUGGGGGGAAUACCAAUUCUCUAUGAACGGUCUCUCCUUACACAUUGUCGUUGUGGUUCCUGUAGUAAUUUUCGCCGUGUUGAAUAGUGCUAUUUGGAGCCGCUCUGUAGUUUCCCCUGGGUUUUGGCUUUCAAGAGCAAGUGAGGAAGUUCGAAUACUACGUGAAAAGUGAUUUUCCUUUCGAAGCAAAGCGUCAGAUGCUGACUUGCCUCGACCGCAUCUAGUCACCCCGAUUCCGAUGUAGCAAACUGCGCUAUAGGGAACGUCAUCCCGUGGCCUACGGCCGGCUAGAGAAAGCAGCGGUGCUGUAAGGGUACAAGCUCGGCAACCGAGCGAGCUAAGUUCCGCUCACAUAUAAAGAGUAGAGAUACGCGAAAAGAAACCUGUUCAAAUACGACCGAGCGAGCUAGUGCUGAGAGAGCGUCUUCCCUCACCACCAAAAGUCGUCUCCGCUGCUGUUGUUCGCAACUCUGGCGACGAGACACGCUUGCACUCCAGCGGAGGAUCACGUUUCACAAUUUCGUCUUUGCUUUUUUCGUCUGGGAUGCGAACUUGCUUUCACUUUUGUCUCCGUUUAUCUCGCCGGUUUGCUUCUAUUUCUUCUACAUGAUUUUUCUCUUGUCCGCGCGGUCGCAAGCGCCGUUCGAGGCCUACUUGGGAAACGGGUUUUCCCCGGAUCUCCGUUUAUGUUUUUGUUCUCGGGCCGUUCCAGUACCCGAUUCUUUAUCACCCUUUGCUCCGCAGUUUUACAGCCGAGACCGGAGAGACCGGAGAUCAGUGAAAUUUGUCCGUUGUCUGUAGUUUCCGACUUUCCACUUCGUGUUAUUGGCUUGUGAGCGCGUUUGCUUCGCGGGGGACUCCCUGUUCGGACUACAUAUACGCCGUUGGGGGUAACCGGAAACCCGGUUUCGCGUUUCGGUUGUUUUGUUCCGUUGUGGCUUCUCUAUUUCUUUCUCUCGCUUUUCUCUGUUUCCAGAGGCGGAAGGCUUUUUCGUCUGUCUCCGCACAGAAGACUUGGUCGGCUCCGCCGACUCGUGGUCUAUGUGCCGAGGCGAGAUUUUCACUGGGAGAAGAAACACGCUGUCUGUGGGUCUUGCCGGCUUUGGGGGACAUGUACAGCCCGUACAUUUUAUUCUAAACAUUUUCCUAUGGUUUCCUCUGCUUCGCGAGACCAUCGGCGGACUCUGAAUCUUCAUGAGUGGUCGCGUUUCCGCUUAAAAUGUGUCCACGGCCGGCCUGCCGCUUUUUCUUCUUGUGCGCUGACGGUCAGUGUCCAUGCGUUUUUAUCAAGGCAGAACUAAAGAUCGCUUCUCUCUUAUAUUGUGUGGCGUUCCGAGUGCUCCGUUGCUGACGUCUCCGUUUGUUGUUUUGGUUGUCCCCGGCACGUUGCUCGUCUCGGAGUGGAUCGGUUAGCAACUAGACUUGGGUGAAGGCUGCCCCGUAGUUUCCGGGGAGCACUUUCCUUUUUCCGUUCAUUCCGUUGUUUGAAAGUCCAGGGACCACUGGACUUCUUUUGGCAUUUAAUGGUCUGUAGUAAGUUGUGUACACGCUCUUCUUCCGACUUGACGGCGCUUUGUGUGGACAUUUCAAAACCGUAUGUGUAUGUAUAUUUAUUUGUUGGGUUCGAAUCGUUUUCCGCUUCUCUCGCUGUGGUGAGGGAGAAUUUUACGUUUUCUUCCGUCCCCUGGGGCCUUUUGAAAUGGCAACCUCUCUGGAGGGGUGUGUGGAGGUAUUAGAGCAGGAGGGCGACUCGGCUUGUCCGUGCUCAUCCCCGUGUGCAGUCCCAAAGAAGAUGCACGUGGCGGUUGUUUCUGCCAAAAUGCAUGAGCCGGAGACUCGCCUGAGCGACAAGAGAGGCAGUGACUCGAGUCCGGGGACGAUCACAGCAAACCAGGAGGAUCUGUCUAUGGGGAAGGAGAGUGUGCUCCCGCCCAAGACAGGAUCUCAAGCUGCCGCAGCGCUUCAGCCCCGUCCAUUCAACCUCAGUCGCUACGUGCUCCUCGUGGUAUACGUUCUUUACACGUUCGCGUCGGCGAGAGUGUUGUUUGGGUGGCCGAGCUUGUCUUCGAUGUUGUUCCGGGCUGGAGCGUUUGAGUGGCUCUGUCGCGAAGAGCCGCACGUCACGGACAAGCGGUACAUGUGUCGCGCGCAGGACAGCGCUGUCCAACUUCUGUUCACCGUCGGCGUCGCAGUGGCCUUUUGCUUUUCUCUCGCAGCGGGGCUCCUCAUGGACUUCAAGGGCCCGAAGGUGUGCGCGUGCGUCGGGCAGCUGAUGAACACCGUGGGGUGGAUCCUUUUGGGGAUCGCAAGCGAAGAUUGUCAAACGUACAUUCCUGGAGUCUUUUGUCUCGCGCUCGGCGCCGAUGCCGGGUAUCUCCCUUCGCUGAACAUCAGCAACUUGUUUCCUGGCCAGGAGGGCCUUGUGAUCGUCACGAUGAGCGCGGCCAUGUCCGCCUCGUUCUCCAUCCCGACGAUUAUGGACGGGUUCUGGCGCAGCCACCCGGACCACUCGUUCUUCUGGAUCUGCGUGACGUACGCGAUCACGGGCACGGGGCUCUGCUUCCUGGUCGCCCUCUUCCUCUUCCCGGCGCGGAGCUACAAGUCCCAGGAGGAGAUGACACGAGAGGCGCCCACGGUAAACGCACGCGGAAAGGAAACAGCGAGCGCAGACAUGUCGGGACUGGGGACGAAAGCUUCCUGCGAGCGACAGGGCCUGGACUUCACCCCCGAGGCAAAUUCCUCCUGGGAAACUGUCGAAGGCGUCGGCGAACGUGCAGAGAGCGCCGAAGUUGGCAGGUGCAGCAGCAACCGAGAUGGCGAAGGCAGGCAACUCGAGGCGUCCCUCAUCCCGUUCUCCAGGCAGUUGCGGUCCCCGUACUUUUAUUGCUUCUACAUCUACUGGCCUCUGAACGCGCUGUUCUACAACUUUUACAUGACUUCGGCGGAGAACCUUUUCAACGCACACGUCAACGACGUGCUGGGUAUUCUCGGCCCUCUGUCGAUGGUUCCGGCGAUCCUCCUGGGUCACGUCGCCGACACCUGGGGCGUCAUGGCGCUCGUCCUGUUCAUCAGCUCCGCGGGGGUACUCAUGUACGCCUUCGCGCUCUGCACGUUCACACCCUGCUACUACGUGAGCGCAGUGCUCUCCUGCCUCUACCUCUCGAACUUCAGCGGACAAAUGUACGCGUACAUGGGAGACACGUUCCAGUCCACCGACUUCGGCAAGGUUGUCGGUAUCACCAGUGCAACGGGCGGCCUCCUCUCGUUGCUCCGCAUUCCGCUACACGACAAAUUCACGCUCGGCGUGCUCGAGGGCGACUACUUCUACACAUGUCUCAUGAUGCUCGGCCUGACCCUCGUCUGCCUCUGCCUCGCGGUCUACCUCUUCUUCCUCAAACGCCGGUGGCCAAAGGCCUACCUGCCCCCCCCCAAGCGUGCAGAGCCGAGUGGCGGGGCUCUCGCAGCGGACCCGGCUGUGGCUGUCACAGUGCACAGCUGAGAAGAGUUUUGUCGGCUUAAAUCAACCACGCGCCAGCUCCGAUGUGGGGUGGAAGGGUCCCGCACAGGAGAGACGCACCUGCUUGACCUGGGCGGCGGGGUCUCGUUUCUGAGUGACAGUGCACGUCUUGACUCGAAAAGGGAAACGCGCGUUGGUGAAAGCGACAGUCGAGACCACGGCGAGGGAGGCUCUGUCUGAAGCGACCUCGUUUUUCUCUGUUAGAAAACGACGGGAAAAACAAGGCACUGGUUAACAGAGGUUCUGAGCUCCAAGUGCUGGCGGACGAGGCUGGCAGGAGGUCAGAUUCGCAGAGAGGUGUACGCGUCGGGUGUACGAGACGACGUCAAGAGGGGGAAGACAGGUAUUUUUGUUUUCUGCAGCUUGUGGAAAGGGUGACGGAGAGGACGGACACAUGCAGCGAGCUCUCCUCUUCGUUUUUUAGGGACAGACCCGGGGAACAAGAAAGGCUAUUCCAAUCGUCUUGUUCGGUUUGUGUGUGAACCACACAUGUGCCGAGCACUCUGCGUCAGCUGAAUGAGGCGGCGUGAUGACAGCCGCAUUGCAUCCGCCGCUGUCAACAAAGGGUGGCGAAGCGCAUGUGCUCGAGCUUCUUGUUGCGUUUGUUUGUGCUGCCAUCCUCACCGAAGACGGACGCAAGUCGCUGUUUCCUGUGAAGGUCGGACCGCACACGUUCUUGCGUGAUUUACAGCGGGUCCCUAUCGAAAACGGAAGUCCCGCUGAGCUGUCGAGUCGAGCCACACAAUGACCAACGCGGGAUAGAAGCGAUAAGGAUUCAACCACUUUGGGUGUCUCUUCUGUUGAUCGCCCACACACAAAAAUGCUUCACCAGCCACUACACAAAACUGUGGUUGUACGUAGAAGAAGUUCGGGCGUAGAAGAUGUAUCUUCUGUAGGUGGAUUCACUGAGAUUCGUAUAUGCGCGUGCGUAUACGUACUCGUAAGGAAACUGACAGACUGUGAAAGUCGUUGGAAUAGCUACAUUUGCAUGUGCAUACAUGGCGAUAGAUAUUCGGACUCUGCCUCACACUACAGUCCAGAAUUGCUUCACGUUUUGCUAGUCCAGAACCGCGCAGUCCACAAGAAACAGAAAGUAAUAUACGUGGAGAGAAUUUUGUCUUCCACAACGACUGUAAAAGCAAUCCUGGAGCCCACAGCGAUAUAGUCUUCGCUAAAGCGCACGAAGAUGGCUCCAGUACAGAUGAGCAGUGACUGCCGCGUGAAGACCGGUGUUUUGCUGUACCUAUGACGAUGAAAGGGAAAGGUGUGCGUGCAUCAUCUCUCGCCUCGGUUAUCAGAUGCACAUGUGAGACGCGAACUGUGCUAUCGAGUCUGAUCAGGCUUACACGAGCCUUCCCCUGAUGGCCUCUGCAGCUUAAUGUACAGUUGUGUGUUUUACCGGUACUUCGUCGCAUGCAUAUUUCCCUGCGAGAAGCGUUCCUGGUCGACAGGAGUUGGCAACAGGGCGAAUCACAAGGCAAGUCAAGAGGGGGAAGUUGAAGCGUUCGAACAAGUGAAACGCGGGCGAGUGGAGCAACUGGAAAGAAGCAACCAAACGGCGCUACGCACCGUAACUCAGAAGAGCCUUGACGCGGGGCAUGAAAAGGGAAGAAGCCAGCCCUAGUGAGACAGAUAGAAUGUGGAUCUCUUGUGAGUCUUAGUAAUUCGCGAAAAGUUGACUACAGUGAUGUAAAAACACUUUUUUCCUGCUUAGCAUCGUCCUGUGUGGCACGACAGCCACGCCGCUGAGACUAGGCCUUCUUUGUCCGCCUAGGCACUCCGGUUGCGGUCUUGACUUGCUGCUCUUCUUCUGUCGAGUUCAGUAUCUUGUGUGUUUCUUUUUCGUUACCAACGAAGCGGUUUCUACGGAUCGUUCUCUGGCGGAGAAGCGGGAAACCAAAAUGGGGAUUAUUGAUCCCGUGUAGUUGGUGGGGGUUGUCCACCAUUUGUGGUCGAUGCCUGUUUUGGGUUCUGAGGUGUUGUUGAAAAAAGAGUGGCACUCUUUCGAAGAAAACAAAUGCGAUUGUUCCUCUAUACCGCUAUAGAUGUCGCGAUACACGGGCGGUUUUUCCGUAGCUGCGUCGGAAGGAGGAGUUCUUGUCACCUCGUGCAUGCGAUAUCAGCUUGACGCUGCAUGCCACGAACAGCCCUGUUCUCUCCCUUUGUGCAUAAGAGAGCACUCUAUUACCAUUGCGGUUAUUUUCUAGGCCACUUCCUGGUUUUAUUCAUCACUUCUUUUCAGUUUCCUGAAUCGAAUGCGUGUCAGUCGCUCGUGAUGUUGAGGAACCACGGGACAGGCACGGCGUAUUCCCGCGUCAUCGAUUCUACUCCCCUUGCAGAACUUCCAGAUUUCCGAGAUAGUUGCCUCUGUUUCGAUUUUCAUUUCCAGGGAAAACAUCGGGAUGUCCGUCUUUUUUAUGUUCCUUUGCUUGCGAACAUGUAGCUGUGUUUGUCGUCUUCCGCGUGUGCCGUGCUCGUGAGUCCAGGGGUGCUUCGUCCAGGCUUCUUGUUUUUAAUUCAGUUCCGUUUCUUGUUGUUUUAUCCCGGAGGCUUCCUUGCCUUUUGUGUCUACAUCAUCGUUCUCAUUUCUCUACUUUCAAACGGCGAUUUCCGGACGCCGUCAAUCUAGCGAAUCCACUCAUCGCCUGUGAAUCUGGCUGCAUCCACGCCAUCUUUGAAGUAGCCUGCCUUAUUCACAUUGGUCAAUGGGUCUGUCUACAUAUGUUUCCACAAAAAUAAGGAAAGAUCAAACCGUG